AUGUCACUGACCCGCUUCCCGCGCGCGUCUGCACCACUCCUGCGCGCUGCACCCUUGCAGCUGCGCAGAACCUACGCCACAGAACUACCGCGGCCUCCCCCUUCCACUCCUCCCCCGGCCGAAACCUUCUCCGGCGCAUCGAAACCACGCGAGUAUUAUGCGCGCCCCGCUCCGAGAGAUCUGCCCCCCUAUCGACCGGCCUGGCCCAUGCUGCUUCUCGCCGGGGCUGCGGGUAUAGGCGUCUGGGUCCUUUUCUUCCAGUACACCUCCAACACCGAACGGAUGCAUAGCUCGAUCGUGCAGCGUAUUCUGACCAUUCUUCGAAAUGAUCCUGAAGUACGGGACACGCUUGGGGACGCGAUACGUUUCGAGCCGACAUGGUGGUUAAAUGGCGACCCUUGGGUAUCUGGCUCGAUUGCUAUGAUGAAGGGGAGGAAUGACCUUAGCUUCAGAGUCAAGGGCCACAAAGGUGCCGGAACUGUCUACUUCACCGACAUCCGCAAGAGGGGGGAACCUUGGACAACGUUACGCUUCAAGAUUAUCGCCGACAAUGGGGAGGUCAUUCAACUGACCUUCGACUAA
Messenger RNA from Peniophora sp. CBMAI 1063, 582 nucleotides. The record is from the annotation of a GenBank genome assembly. NCBI's taxonomy places the organism in Eukaryota, Fungi, Basidiomycota, Agaricomycetes, Russulales, Peniophoraceae.